AUGGAGGAAAACAAGUACUACCUAACAUUAAUAGAGCUCUUAGCCAACUAUGAUAUGCUUUUAGAUAAACUACAGAAGCAUAUGGCUGAAGGUCAUUUCAACCUCAGUAGAGCCAACUAUCACAAUAAGGACAGCAUUAGCGGUACAUACGGAAAGGAUUACUGGGAUAAUACGUUCGUAGGUACUCAAUUCGCGACUAUUGAUGAAGAUGGAAGUGUGGCAAGCAGAUAUGUUCAACAAGAAGUGGAUACUGAUGAUGCAGGCAGUGGUAAUGAGGUCACAGGCGACAAUGACAAUGAGCUACGCAAUAGGAAUACAAAAAAGUCUAUAACCAAAGAGAAGAAAAGGCAGUUGGACCCGCUAAGCAUGUUUGGAGGCAUUCUUUCGAUUCCAAAUUCAUUAUGUCAGAGUCAAGCCGAGUUCGUGAAAUGCAUUCCGAUUAUUGUGAGUUUGGUUAAUUGUAGAAAGCAGUUAUAUAAUAUUAUAGAUGAGAUAGAAGGAAUGCAAGCUUAA
Messenger RNA from Eremothecium sinecaudum, 513 nucleotides. It is a transcript of the gene VMA22, whose product is annotated as Vma22p. Bases 1 to 513 code for a protein of 170 amino acids. The transcript has a single exon. Gene Ontology annotation, cellular component: extrinsic component of endoplasmic reticulum membrane; Vma12-Vma22 assembly complex. NCBI's taxonomy places the organism in Eukaryota, Fungi, Ascomycota, Saccharomycetes, Saccharomycetales, Saccharomycetaceae. Gene Ontology annotation, biological process: vacuolar proton-transporting V-type ATPase complex assembly. The record is from RefSeq and is a predicted model, not a curated record.